AGCCCGGGCGGGGCGGGUGGGCCGCGGCGGGGGCGGCCCCGCGCAGCGGGUUCGGCCGCUGCCCCGCGCCCUGCGCUCCUCGCGUCCCCUCUCCCGCGCUGUCUGUCUCGCUCUGCGCCGCCCCGCGCUCUCUCCCUCGCUGGCUCGUUUGCUCGCUCGCUCUCUUUCUCCCCCUCUCGCGCCUCUCUGUGUCUCUGGCCCUCUGCCUGGCUCCUUUGGGUCUGCUUUUCGCUCCUGCCCCUCUCGCCGGCCGUCCUGCCUUCGCUUCUCGCGCUCUUGGGGUCUCUUGCCUCUGCACCCCCGCUGCACCCCCUCCCCGUCUCCCGAUCUCUCCUGGGGAGGGCGGAGGGGUGGCUCCUCCGAAAAUCGCAGCGGCGCCGGGGCUCCUAAGCCACUCCGGGCGCUGUUCCGGGGAGGAGGGGGGAAGCCCGGCCGGGCGGGAGGUGGGGGGGGAAGGAGGGGGGAGCCUUAGUCAUUUCCCUGCUCCAGCCUGUGCCCGCCGCCCGAGCGCGCACUCACGGCCGCUCUCCUUCCUCGCUCUGCAGCCGCGGCCCAUGGAGCCCGCCGGCCCGGCCCCCGGCCGCCUCGGGCCACUGCUCUGCCUGCUGCUCGCCGCGUCCUGCGCCUUGUCAGUGGCAGCAGAGGAGGAGCUGCAGGUGACUCAGCCUGACAAGUCCGUGUCGGUGGCAGCUGGAGACUCGGUGAUCCUGCGCUGCAGCGUAAACACCCUGCUGCCCGUGGGACCCAUAUACUGGUUCAGGGGGGCUGAGCCAGACCGGAAGAUGAUCUUUGACUUUAAGGGAGGCCAGUACCCCCGAGUCACAAACAUCUCAGACACCACAAAGCGACAGAACAUGGACUUUUCCAUCCGCAUCAGUGACAUCACUACAGCAGACACCGGGACCUACUACUGCGUGAAGUGGCAGAGAGAGGGUACUGCGGAUAAGGAGUUUAAGUCUGGACCGGGCACUCAGGUGUCUGUGCAAGCCAAACCCUCCCAACCUGAGGUGUUGGGCCCCACAGUGAGGGCGGCCACCAAGCAGACUGUGAACUUCACCUGUAAGUCCCGUGGCUUCUCUCCCCGCAACAUCAGCCUGAGAUGGUUCAAGAACGGGAACGAGCUCUCAGCCUUCCAGACCAGCGUGGAGCCCACAGGAGAGAGCGUCUCUUACAAUGUCUCCAGCACUGUCCAUGUGGUCCUGUCCAAUGAGGACGUGCGUUCACAGGUCAUCUGUGAGGUGGCCCACGUCACGCUGCAGGGAGGGCCUCUUCUGCGAGGGACUGCCAACUUGUCUGACACCAUCCGAGUUCCCCCCAACAUUGAGGUCACACAGCAGCCCGUGGGGACAGGGACCCAGGUGAACGUCACAUGCCACGUGGACAAGUUCUACCCCAAGAGCAUGCGGCUGACCUGGCUGGAGAAUGGAAACGUGUCCCGGCCAGAGGCAUCCUGGACGGAGGUGGAGAACAAGGACGGGACCUACAACCGCACAAGCUGGAUCCUGGUGAACAACUCUGUCCACAGGGAGGACAUGGUGAUUUCCUGCCAAGUGGAGCAUGAUGGGCAACCGGCAGUCACCAAAACCCACAAACUGCAGGUCUCAUCCCAGCCCAAGGAGCCCAACUCAAACACCAAUACCAGCAAGGACCAACCUGACAGUUGGAGCAUCUUCAUUGUGGUGGGUGUCGUGUGUGCCUUGCUGGUGGUCCUGCUGAUGGCAGCCCUCUACCUUCUCAGAAUCAAACAGAAAAAAGCCAAGGGCUCCACUUCUUCUACAAGGUUGCAUGAGCCUGAGAAGAACGCCAGAGAAAUAACCCAGAUCCAGGACACCAACGACAUCAAUGACAUCACCUACGCAGACCUCAACCUGCCCAAGGGGAAGAAGACAGCUCCGAGGGCUGCCGAGCCCAACAACCACACAGAAUAUGCCAGCAUUCAGACCGGCCCUCCGGUCACCUCGGAGGACACCCUCACUUAUGCUGACCUGGACAUGGUGCACCUCAACCGCACCCCAAAGCCGCCCGCCCCCAAGCCGGAGCAGUCCUUCUCUGAGUACGCCAGCGUCCAGGUGCAGAGGAAGUGAAUGGGACUUCCGGCUGCUCUUGGGCCUGUCCCCAAGAGCUUUCCUGUCCUGCAUGGAGCAGCCAUGAUGUGGACAGCCAGCCCAGGUUCCCGGAAGGCCGGGCGGUGGGGCUCUUCUGUCCCCAGCCCUUGUCUCUGCAGGGCAGCCAUGGCCCUCAUUCUUGCCACAUACUGGAAACUGGAGUUGCUGAAUUAGUCAAUGAGAUGGACCAAAGCUGGAGUUCUCCGUGCCUCUGUCCUCCAGAGCGUGAGUCUGAGUCAUGGUUGUGGGGGCCCUGGACAGACCUGCAUCUUACAAAACCUGAUCUUCCAGGGGGCGGAAAUUAACAG
Ochotona curzoniae (black-lipped pika) is the source of this 2413-nucleotide messenger RNA. RefSeq names its product tyrosine-protein phosphatase non-receptor type substrate 1-like. The record is from RefSeq and is a predicted model, not a curated record. Gene Ontology annotation, cellular component: plasma membrane. The transcript is spliced from 8 exons. Bases 555 to 2084 code for a protein of 509 amino acids. NCBI's taxonomy places the organism in Eukaryota, Metazoa, Chordata, Mammalia, Lagomorpha, Ochotonidae. Gene Ontology annotation, biological process: positive regulation of T cell activation; positive regulation of phagocytosis.